Messenger RNA from Prosopis cineraria, 1671 nucleotides. RefSeq lists its product as uncharacterized. NCBI's taxonomy places the organism in Eukaryota, Viridiplantae, Streptophyta, Magnoliopsida, Fabales, Fabaceae. The coding region runs from base 399 to 1505 and encodes 368 amino acids. The transcript is spliced from 5 exons. The record is from RefSeq and is a predicted model, not a curated record.
GGAAGAUGCAUCGCCAUGCGUUGAUGGAUGACAGGGAAGUGGGGAGGAAGAAGCGAAAUGCGAGCACAAUGACAAAAUGAUGUGGAAUGAAGUCCAUUGACCUCACUGGCCCAACUUAAAGCAAAGCUCAAAGCGAGGCGAGGCGAGGCGAGGCCAGCCAUCACUCACGCUCUCUUCUCUCUCACAUUUGCCGCCACACCGGAGAAAGAAGCUCCUUUCACUAUCGCUCUUCUCUUUCCAUUUCCAAAAAGUUUCAUCUUCUGGAAAGAGAAAAAGAAAAGAGAAAUUAAAAAAAAAAAAAGGUUAGGAAGGAAUGUCGUGGAUCUGAAUUACUUCAGCGUGGGAAUUCAGGACGACGAAGACCAACACAGGAGAGAAAGUGAAAGAGGGAGAGACUCAUGGGUGGGGUAACUUCUUCUAUGGCGGCUAAGUUCGCCUUCUUCCCGCCGAACCCACCUUCCUAUAAAUUAGUCACCGACGACUUCACCGGCCUUUUGCUUCUCAGUCCCUUUCCUCACCGCGAGAACAUUGAAAUUCUCAAGUUGCCCACUCGUCGUGGCACUGAGAUUGUCGCUGUCUACAUUCGGCAUCCUAUGGCUACCUCUACCUUGCUCUACUCUCACGGUAAUGCUGCCGAUCUAGGCCAGAUGUACGAGCUCUUCAUCGAGCUAAGCAUCCAUUUGCGCGUCAAUCUCAUGGGGUAUGACUAUUCUGGGUACGGCCAAUCGUCAGGAAAGCCGAGCGAGCAGAAUACAUAUGCCGAUAUUGAAGCUGCAUACAAGUGUCUAGAAGAAAGCUAUGGCACCAAGCAGGAAGAUAUAAUUCUUUAUGGGCAAUCUGUUGGUAGUGGCCCCACUUUGGAUCUUGCAGCUAGGUUGCCUCAUUUGAGAGCUGUUGUUCUGCACAGUCCCAUAUUGUCUGGCUUAAGGGUUAUGUAUCCUGUAAAGCGUACCUACUGGUUUGACAUAUACAAGAAUAUUGACAAAAUCCCACUAGUUAAUUGUCCAGUACUCAUUAUUCAUGGGACUUCAGAUGAAGUUGUAGAUUGCUCCCAUGGCAAGCAACUGUGGGAACUGUGUAAAGAGAAGUAUGAACCACUGUGGCUCAAAGGAGGUAAUCAUUGUGAUUUGGAGCUCUUUCCUGAGUACAUCAGGCAUCUGAAGAAGUUUGUAUCCACUGUGGAGAAAUCUCCAUCACAACGAUACAGUUUUAGGAGGAGCACGGACCAGUUUGAACAGCCUAGGAAGAGUACAGAUUUUUUUGAAAUCGGUAGAAAGAGCACUGAUCGCAGAGAAAAACCUAGACAGAGCACAGACAGGCCUGAAAAACUGAAGAACUUGUCUAACAAUGUCGAUAAGCUAGAGAAAUUAAGAAUUUCUUUUGAUCACAUGGAAAGGUCUCGGAGAAGUGUAGAUUGCCACGAGAAGUCUCGAAAGAGCAUUGAUCAUCAACUGGAAAAGGCACGGAAAAGUGUUGACCGGCUAGACAGAAUAAGGACAGGAUAAAUCUUGUUAUAAGCAUAUCAUGUUCAUGCACGGGUUGGUUUUCUGGGAAUUUUUUUUUUUCCCCUUUCCUUCUUCCUUAAAUCAGUGGUCUACUGGUUGUGUAGUUUUAUGACAGAUAUAAAUAACUAUUGGCAUUCAAGGAAGGGUUUGGUGUUUCGGCUGGAUU